Molecule: messenger RNA, 1281 nt
Organism: Aspergillus alliaceus
Lineage: Eukaryota; Fungi; Ascomycota; Eurotiomycetes; Eurotiales; Aspergillaceae
Product: ribosome biosynthesis protein MAK16
Exons: 2
Coding region: 127-1101 (324 amino acids)
Biological process (GO): maturation of LSU-rRNA; maturation of 5.8S rRNA
Cellular component (GO): preribosome, large subunit precursor; nucleolus
Source: RefSeq, a predicted model, not a curated record
UUUUUUUUUUUUUUGCGGCAGAAUCGUUUAUUCUCGUAAGGUCUAGCCGGACAACCAAGUUACUUCUUCUCCCAACCAGGGCAGUUUAAGCCGUUAUUGUGGAAUUUUUGACCGGCUCCAGCCAAAAUGUCGUCGGACGAGAUCGUCUGGCAGGUUAUUAACCAACAAUUUUGCUCCUAUAAACUGAAAACAACCAAGGGCCAAAAUUUCUGCCGAAACGAAUACAAUGUCAGCGGUCUCUGCAACAGGCAGUCCUGCCCGUUGGCCAAUUCCCGCUAUGCCACGGUGCGGUCGGACCCCGAAACAGGCGUGAUGUAUCUCUACAUGAAGACCGUGGAACGAGCACAUAUGCCUAGCAAAUGGUGGGAGCGGAUAAGGCUGUCGUCAAACUACGCGAAGGCGCUGGAACAACUCGAUGAGCGACUGAUCUACUGGCCUAAGUUCCUGGUGCACAAGUGCAAGCAGCGUCUCACGAGACUGACGCAGGUCGCUAUUCGGAUGAAGAAGCUGGCUAAGGAGGAGGAGAGACUGGGUGAAAAGAUUGUGCCGAAGUUGGCGCCUAAGAUUCGUCGGAGAGAGGAGACCCGUGAGCGCAAGGCCGAGUCGGCGGCAAAGGUUGAGAGGGCAAUUGAGAGAGAGCUUAUUGAGAGGUUGCGCAGCGGUGCUUAUGGCGAUCGGCCACUGAAUGUGGAGGAGGGUAUCUGGAAGAAGGUACUUCGCGGCCUGGAGCGCGCGGGAGAGGGUGAGCGUGACGAGGAUCUUGAUGAUGGGGAGGAGAUUGAAGAGGAGGAGGAAGGUGUUGGUGAGGUGGAGUAUGUCAGCGAUCUUGAUGAGGAGGAAGACCUGGAAGAUAUUGAAGAUUGGUUGGGUGCGGAGUCAGGAGACUCAAGCGAUGACUAUGAUGAUGAUGACGAUGAGGACAGUGACGAGGAGAGCGACGAAGAGGAUGCCAGCGAGCACAGCGAGGAUGAGAAGAAGAAGCCCGCGCCUGGCUUCAAGAGGAAGCGUUCUGCUCCCCAGCCUAAACCCCGGAAGAAGGGCCCUCGCAUUGAGAUCGAGUACGAAACCGAAGGACCGGGCAAGGAGAGUGUUUUCGCCUAAGGUAACACAUUUGUUCAAUCUUGGAAACCCCAACUAAAAAGCAAAAAGCAUCGUGAUUCAUUUUAUUAUGCACGGCGUUGUCUGGUUAUCUGAUAUCUGCUAUGAUCGGGCGUCAUACCCAGUCUCUGCAUAGUCUCUUCCUGUCCUGCGGGACUAAUAUGAAAAAUUUUUUUAACUUAA